Trichobilharzia szidati is the source of this 1870-nucleotide messenger RNA. The record is from the annotation of a GenBank genome assembly. NCBI's taxonomy places the organism in Eukaryota, Metazoa, Platyhelminthes, Trematoda, Strigeidida, Schistosomatidae.
CAAGUACUUGCGUUACACUUGAGUUGCGUCCAACCUUUCAGGUUACUUGUACCUAGUCUGUGGAUAGUAUCACUAGAGUCGAGUUGUGACAACUUUGGAACACCAUUUGAAUUGUUUAUUGUUUGAAUGGCAUCCAAAAUACCCUUCAAAAAUGAUGGGAGCUUUCUGGAAUUAUUUAAGCAAAUGCAGGCUGAACAAGAAAGAGUAUCUAUUGAAAAACCUAUAGUCCCUGAUGAGGUUAAAUUAGAAGACAUCGAUGAUUCUGACAGUAAACCAUGCAAAAUUGAAGACGUAAAAGUUAUUCCUGAUGAUCCUAAGGUUUUGGUGGCUAUCGAAUCAUUGGUCCUUCGCGUUUGUGGCAUGUCUCAUAGUCUGUGCGAGGCUGAGAUCAAAAAGUUUGAGGACAGCGUCCAGUACUGGUUCCUGACACUUCCAGAGACCAACGAAUACAAGUUCUUCAGAAGAAGACUGGCAGAGAUGCGAAAGAAUAAAUUGUCGUGUAAUCCAGUCAAGUCAGAGCCCACAACUAUAUGCAAAUCAGAAGAUGAUGAUGCAAAUCCUACGAAAAAGCGUCGCUCAAGAUGGGACGAUAAACGCGAUGAGCCCGAAAAACCUGCUGUGACAAAAGACAUUCCAGAUGGUUCACUGGCUUCUGCGAUUGCCCUCGCUAAAGCUGCUGCUGUUGCUGCUGCAAAAUCCCAAGGUAAAUUAUCAGCAACAUCUUCUACUCCCAAUCCAAAUCAGUUUACUGGUGGUGUUGUCCUUACACCUGAGCAAGCUGAACAGAUCCGAUAUCAGAAAGAGCUCCAAGCUAUGCAGGAGUUCAUCUUAGCACAAAAACGAUCAAAGACUAAAGAAGAAGAACUUAUGGCUCGUAUAGCUGGUGUCAACUAUGGAAACAAAAAAAGAGUUACUAAAGAUGGUUUAGUUAUUAAGUAUGAAUAUGAUUCGGAUGAAGAUUGUGAAGGUGGAACAUGGGAGCAUAAAUUAAGAGAAGCAGAAAUGGAAGCAACCAGAGAAUGGGCUCAGAAACUGACUGAAAUGGGUCGUGGAAAGCAUCAUAUUGGAGAUUUCCUACCGCCAGACGAACUCGAGCGCUUUAUGGAAACUUUCCGUGCAUUAAAGGAAGGUCGUGAACCAGACUAUUCUGAGUAUAAACAAUUCAAGUUAACUUGUGAAAAUGUUGGUUUUCAAAUGUUAGAGAAAAUGGGUUGGAAAGAAGGCGAAGGGCUUGGAGUCGAUGGUCAGGGUAUUGUUAAUCCAGUCGACAAGGGAAAUGUUUUCGUUGAAGGUGUUGGCUUAGGCAUUGAUCGUCCGUCUAAACUUGUCAAGGAAGAUGAUGAAUAUGAUGCCUAUCGAAAGCGUAUGAUGCUGGCGUAUCGAUUUCGUCCAAACCCUUUGAAUAAUCCACGGCGGGACUAUUAUUAACAUCAAUAUAUAUAUAUUAUCGUUACACUGUUAGUAUUCCUUGUAUUUAUUACCCUGUGAGAAAGAAACACUGGCAAUGAGAUAAAUUUUAUCAAUCUGUGAUUUGGAAGUAUGAACGUAUGGAAGUAUUUUCCCCGCAAUACUUAUUUACAUCGUUCUGUGAAACUAUGUACUUUUAAGCAUACUGGGCUUCCACAAAUACAUCUGUACAUGUAAAAAAGUUAACUAUCAAAUGAUGAAAUAAAACACGUUUUUCUAAUCUAUUCCACUUGUUUUUGCUAUCUUUGUUGCUUGAAAUUAUGUAGAAUAAUUGUUCAUACGUAUUUUAAAAACCAAAUUACUGUAUAAAGUUUGGUGUGUAUUUUAUCCUUUUUUAAUUUUUACUUUGGAAUUAAUAUUUCUGAAACAUUGUUACGUUAUAAAGGAGGAGAUUUGUAGCUCU